AUGACUUCUUCUUCAAGUAAUAUUUUACAAAACUGUUUAAAUGAGACUUCGGUGGUUUCGGCUCCAGUUUCAUCAAAUAUGCUUAUUGAUUCACCAACUAAAAAACGUUCACUUGAUCAGACAAAUAUUAAUUCAAAACCUGUUGUACCUGCUCCUGUGAUUUCUUCACCAACGCCAAUUUCUACUGAACCUGUUAUACAGAAGGUAGUUCAACAUGUGAAAGAUAUUCAACAAGUUUCAAGUGGCCUACAAGCUCAAGAUGUUCGACCUUUUUCGCAUCCGCAACAGAUUUCGAUCACUACCGAAUCUACUCGUUAUGCACAAACACGUUAUCCGUUUCCAGCCUUUAUCAUUAGAUUCAGUACUAGUAAAGCCACAUCGAACAAAAUUAAAGAAGAUUUAAUUGAUCAUUGCAUCCAAAAUUACCAAAUGGAAAUCAACAUAUUAAAUUGUCGUUUAUCUAAUCGAAGCUCCAGCAACGAAUAUGAUUUUCUUAUUUUCUUAAAAGAUUCUUCUUCUUUUUCGUUUCUAUUAAAUCAAAACAAUUGGCCUGAUUCCUUUAGUAAUGGGAAUUAUAUAUUUCCAUAUUCUCCAGCUAUUCCACCUCAAUUAUCCCUGUCAAUAAAAAAUGUGGAUCUUCGUUUAGAUUUCAAUGAAUUUGGUCAAGAAAUUAAAACACGUUAUCCACGAAUUAAAAAUGUUAUUAGAUUAAAAACAAAUUUAACAAUGAUAUUAAAUUAG
Molecule: messenger RNA, 741 nt
Organism: Rotaria socialis
Lineage: Eukaryota; Metazoa; Rotifera; Eurotatoria; Philodinida; Philodinidae
Source: the annotation of a GenBank genome assembly